AAUUGGGUAAAUGUAUUUGCCACAACCUCAUAUUAUCGUUUCUCGAAAGAAACUUACGAAGCUUGACAAGGGAGACCGCACUACUCGGUGUCAAAGAGUCUCUUGUGUUCGGAAGAAUGUAAGAUUUUUUUCAAAAACUUCUGACAGUGACGAGAGAAAAGGUUCUGGCGCCGUAUCCGCCAUACGGUGGUGCGAUAAACAGUCACGACUUGAUAUUAAUUUCUUCAGAGACCAUAAACUAGAGAAAGGUUAUGUUUUAGAAAAAAAUCGUUCAGACACUAUUAUUUUGUGGUUUCGAGACCUGUUCCGUCUAGACGAUCACCCAGCGUUGAUUGAAGCAGUUGAAGAAGUCUCCCCAAACAAAUAUUUAUUACCUGUACUUAUCGUCCCUUUCCAAGUCAACCAGUCACCUCAACUACUUUCAGUUGUCUUGGAUCUUCAAGCUUCACUCAGACGGCGUGGAAGCGACCUGUUAGUAAUCGAGAAUGGUGACUGUGCAAGACUGCGAUCGAUUGUUUUGGAAACCGGUGCUACUAAAGUAUAUAUGACACCUUGUAGUGAAACUUGCACUGAUUUUCAGUUGAAUCUUUUUCUGCAAAAACGAGUUAUGGAUACUUUUGCAUUCUCAGGAGCAAGCUUGCAACUAGUAUCAGAUAACGAUAGAGUCGUGAACCACUGCAGUUUAAGUCGUGAUAAGCCUAUGUCUUGUCCACCUACUCUGCCAAAAACUCCAAAUGCCUGCUCCAAAUGGAUGCCUGUAUUUAACGAUAUUUAUAGAAGUACAACUUCUUCUAAAAACAGAAGCCAUUCUAUUAGUGAAACUUUUGCCCGUCGUAAAUUAGACAGGCUAUUGAAACUUUUAAGUUGUGAAGACUUUGACUGCUUUCAUUCUAUAUUUUUGCAUCUUUGCAAGUGGUUACAAAAGGAGCUCCUGUUGGGAGUCGUUUCGAAGAUCCGAAUUUAUUUUGAAUUAAGGAAGCAUGUGAAUGCAAACUAUCUAACUAAGAUGACGUGGCUGAGAGGUACUUCUGCUUCGGUUGGUAUGUUAUCCAUCAUAUUAUUUAGUCAUGCUGGCAACAUUCAUAACGCAAACGCUUCUUCUAAUAUGAUUCCUGCAAUGGCAUAUGACGUUGAAGGUUCCAAGAGAAGAUCCUUAGAAUGGGACGAGAGUAGUGCCCGCUUCAAGCUCGCAAGUCAUGAUGAGGAAGGUCUUGAUUGGAGUACAAGUUGGAAGACUUGGUUGACAAAAAGAAUAGAGUUUCUAAGACAGUCAUUCUUUCCAGAAGGUGUUAGUCAAGAUUAUUAUUCAUUCACAAUGUGGAGAGUAUUUCAGAGACUCGUUAGUUCCACAGUUGGAGUUUUUGGAACUCAAGCACUAUUAUUGGCUUUAGGAAUUAAAGCUGGCCGCAUAGGUCGUGCAGCUGCAACUUCUUGGGUACUAAAAGAUGGUUUAGGAAGACUUGGCAAAAUGGUUUGGGCUAGCCAAAUGGGUCGUGACUUUGAUGCGGAUCCGAAGCGAUGGCGUUUUCGUUCUGCUUUAUUGUACGCUCUGGGUAAUGGCUUAGAAAUAGUUACUCAAAUAUUUCCUGCUUCAUUUCUGUUAUUUGCAACAUUGGCAAAUUCUAUGAAACAAAUUUCAAUGUUGACUGCUUCGGCAACUAGAAAUGCAAUGUAUAAGAAUUUUGCAGGAAGAAGUGAGAACAUCGCAGAUAUUACAGCUAAGGGCGAAGCUCAGAUUGUGGUUGCAGAUUUAUUGGGAAUGGCAUUAGGAAUCCAACUAAGUAAGUUGAUCGGAACCAGUCGCCCAAAUGUUUUGACGGCCUACAGUUUCUUAUCUGUUUUGGAUAUUUAUGCUUUUUAUAAGGAAUUGAGAGCUGUUCAGUUCCGAACAUUAAAUUAUGAACGUUCUAGUAUGAUUGUAGAUUAUUUUGUUCGAAGAGGAUACGUUCCCAGACCUGAUGAAGUGAGUCAAAGAGAGAAUAUAUUCUUAGGACCUCGUUAUGAUGUUCGUUCGAUGUUUGCAUCAUUGUCAGAUGCAGUUUCCUGUCCACAAGAACUUAAUAGUUUGAUAAAGAUCUUCAAAGGAGAGCAGUUUAUGGUGACUCGAGGUUGGAACGGUCAGUACCGAAUCGUAUUAAGAGAACACGCUCGAAAUGGCGAUAUUCUACGAGCACUACUGACUUUAGGAUUUUUAAAGGAGGAAUUGCGGCAAAGGAAGCGACUGACUUGGAAUUCAUCAAAGAGAAUUCCGUUUUUACACUCUUUCGUGUCACGGAUGGAAAACGACUGCUGGUGGAGCUCUUCGCAAAUACCACCUGAUGAUCAGGUACCUGAAGUUAACAAGGAAAGUCUUCGUUCUAGUCGACAAUUGAAUCGAGUUAAGAAGAGUAGCUCAUCCAGUCCAGAUAAAGAACGCUUAGAGGAGAAGCUAGAGGCUAUCAAUUGUUCAUAUACGAAAUGCAAAGACUACUAUCAACAUUUUAUUAGUCAGCUCCAUAAAGAAGGUUGGAAUGCUGAUCGUUUGCUAUACAGUCCUGUGAAAAGGCGAGCAGUUUGGUAGUAUAACUAUGAUAAGAACAACUGCUUAGUUGAUGGAAGAAACUACGACAAUAAAUGUACUUUUUUGAAG
Messenger RNA from Galdieria sulphuraria, 2629 nucleotides. RefSeq names its product glutamate N-acetyltransferase. The transcript has a single exon. Lineage: Eukaryota; Rhodophyta; Bangiophyceae; Galdieriales; Galdieriaceae. Bases 11 to 2560 code for a protein of 849 amino acids. The record is from RefSeq and is a predicted model, not a curated record.